Molecule: messenger RNA, 1632 nt
Organism: Botrytis byssoidea
Lineage: Eukaryota; Fungi; Ascomycota; Leotiomycetes; Helotiales; Sclerotiniaceae
Exons: 1
Coding region: 1-1632 (543 amino acids)
Molecular function (GO): cholinesterase activity
Source: RefSeq, a predicted model, not a curated record
AUGGUUUACUUCCCUCUCCUCGCUGGUCUCGCAGCCAGUCGUCUCGUCUCCGGAGCCGCCAUUUAUAGCCGCGCCAACCGCCAAGUAACCACCUCUUACGGUACACUCCAAGGUGGUGUUUCAGAACUUAACAGCAAUGUUAAUGUUUACAAGGGUAUUCCAUUCGCGACGCCUCCCACUGACUCAUUGCGAUGGACUGCACCUACCUCGCCUGCCCCCUGGUCCGGCGUCCUCAACGCAACUACCUUCGGCGCCGAUUGUCCCCAAGGUGCUAGCGAGGUUGGAAUUUUUACUUCAGGCAAUACAGCUAUCUCGGAAGAUUGUUUGUAUCUGAAUAUCUGGACGCCUGCCAAUGCCACAGCCACCUCGAAGCUCCCAGUCUAUGUAUGGAUCUACGGAGGAAGAUUUGAGCUUGGGUCUGGAAGUGUGCCAACUUAUGAUGGUACUCACCUCGCAUCCAAGGAUAUCGUGGUUGUGACCUUAAACUAUCGUAUGGGACCAUUUGGGUUCCUUGCUCACCCUGAUCUAUCUGUUGAGUCGGGCCAUAAUGCCUCUGGUAACUACGGUCUCUUGGAUCAGAUCCAAGCUUCAACAUUCCUUCGUUCGGAAAUCGCAGCGUUUGGUGGUGAUCCAGAUCACAUGACUGUUGGUGGUCAAUCUGCUGGAUCUGCUAGUGCUUUGGACAUGAUGUACAGCCCAUUGACCGAUGGAAUGAUUGUGGGAUGUAUCCCCGAGAGUGGUGCCCGAGGUAUUCAUGAUCCUGAGACAUACACUCUAGCUACCAGUCACCGGGACAAGGACGCAGCAGAAGCAGCUGGUGUAGAGUUCCUAUCUACCUUGAACGUUACCACAAUUGCUGAACUGCGCAACCUCAGUAUGGAAACUCUUCUGGAAUACAACUUCAACUCCGAUACCGUUCUCGUUGGUACCGCUUUCGAGAAUGUGAGUGCUUUCAUGGAACCCCCUGCUUGGCGCCCAGUUAUCGAUGGCUAUGUUCUUCCCCAUAAUUACGGACAAUCAUUAUCCUUGAAUGCCCACUCUGAUAUCCCUAUCUUGACCGGAAACAAUGCCGAUGAAUCCGGCUCUAGUCCUUCGCCAGGCCUCACUUUAGACACCUUCACCACCCAGUACACCGAGAUGUUCGGCAACCUUUCUACCCGAUUCUUUGACUUGUAUCCCGCCUCUAACGACAGCAACGCUAACACCUUGAGCAACGAAAUGUACCGCGAUUUAAGUCGUACGUCGACUUGGGACUGGGCUACAGCGUGGUAUGCCGGCGGCGCCAAGAGCAACGUCUACGUCUACUAUUUCACUCACUCCCCACCCAACCAGACCGAAGGCGUCUAUCACGGUGCUGAAUUAUGGUAUGCUUUCGGUAACAUCCCCACCUAUUACAACCUCACCUGGACUGAACAGGAUUACGCUCUCCAAGAACAAAUGUCCGGCUACUGGGCGAACUUCAUCAAGACUGGCAACCCUAGUGGAGGAAAUCUCGCCGAAUUCCCUGCGACUACCUCCGAUGCGAAACAAGCCAUGUGGUUGGGAGAAACCACUGGAGCAUCUUAUCUCACUCCCGGCGAUGACAAGUUCAGCUUCAUGCAGGACUUCUUUGCUCAACAAAUCGAAUUUUAA